AGUCAGAUGUGUCGAAUGGCCUCAGUGGACUAAGUAAAGCUUUCUUGGAAACGCUGAACCAUAGCAGAGAUAUCAGCCAGAUUGAGUUUGCACUUGAAGCUAUAGGAGCCAGUGAGAGCAAGCUCAACAACAUUCAGGACAAUAAGAACCUCGUUGAGGACCUAGAGGACCUGGACGAUGCUGAGAACUUUGUGAACAAGAAACUCACUAAAGGAGAACGCAUGUUCAACGAAUUCGAAAGGAAAUAUUUCAAGAAAGUCAUCAAGAAAAGACGUGAGGUUGACAGACAGAAGAGGCAGAAACAUAUUCAAAAACACUUCAUAACUCAGAAAUUAUAAUAAACAGCAUGUUUACGCUGAUGAGCAAGAUAAAAAAGAAAACUUUGUACCAGGAAGGAUUUGGUUUAUCUCUGGAGGAAGAGACUGUGCAAAACAUAACCAACAGUAGUCGACCACCUUUGAAUGGCGCAAACUUUAAACUGGAUGGUCUGAAAAACAAGUCAAUUGGAAACAAAGACCUUGUUAAACUCCAGCUCAGGGUCGUCAAAGGCAACAUCUACAGUGGUGGCGACAACGCCAAGCUCGUCAACUCGCCUGUCGUGAUUGCCCGUGUACAGACAGAGGAUGGUUCUCUCGUGGAAAUUUCAAAGCCAGUCGUCAAACAGACUGACCUGGUGACCUCCCCGUACAAGCUGAUCACACCCCAGUUCAUAAAAGAAGAUGCUGCUAAACUGUUAUAUCACAGAUUGUUCUACAGGAAUCGUCUACUAAAUAUCUGCUUAUCUAUCCUUCCAAUUGCUAACAUCAAACUAGUUUACGACAUGUUUCUUAGAACUGGUAACCCACCUACUGAUAUCACGUAUGACCAUUAUACUUCCUACAAGGCGAAAGAGGGAGAGACCGGAAUCAACUAUUGUAUUCCUGCAGGCACCCUAAAGCGUAUGGGUGUGGUCUAUUUGGGAUUGCGACCCAGACUAAAUGAAGCCGAUCCUGUUUCACGUCCAAAAAGGAGUGUGGAUGUUCAAACGUCUUCAGGAAGCAGCACUAGGACGUCUAAUGAGUCCAGUGUUCUAGAAACUCCAUACAUGUUUCGAGUCAACACAAUCGGAUGUUUCUCAUGGGAUGCACAGAUUGAAGACUGGAAUAGCAACACGUGUGAGUUCUCAAGAGACGAACUUAACAACGAGACGACUUGCGUCUGUCCAGACACAAAGGAUCUGGUGGCGAGCGUUUCGUUUUUCGUGGCGCCAAACAUGAUCGACUUCUCCACAGUGUUCAGCAAGUUUGAUGUUGCAGGCCAGGCAGCAGUAUUGUCAACACUGAUAGUCAUCUUCACACUGUUUGUCAUCGCCGCUCUGUUCUCAAGGUACAAAGACGGCCAGGAUAUUCUUCAGUGGGGCGUGUCUCUGCUGGAAGACAAUUUUCACGAAGAUACUUAUUUCUACCUGAUAACAGUUUACACUGGAAUGAUCAGACAGGGAGGAACCAGGUCUAGAAUCGAGUUCAACAUCUCUGGCGAGAAGGGAGACACUGGUAUCAGAGCUCUUACAGACGGGGUGCGCAAGGAAUUUGGUUCAGGAAGUGUUCUACAUUUCAUCAUUGCGGUGCCUCACUCUCUGGGUAGAUUACAGUGUCUCGAAAUCUGGCAUGACAACUCUGGCAAGGGAAACUGGGCGUCCUGGUAUCUCAACAGAAUAGAGAUCGUCGACCUCCAGACAAAGGAAAGAAAUGAUUUCCUCUGCUAUAAAUGGCUGUCACUGGAAACAGGGCGGAUUGAAACAGCUAUUGGUGCGGGAUGUGCUGAAAGUAUGAAAACCUUCAAAAGAAUGUUCUUUGAACAUGCUAGGCACAGCAUGAUUGAUGAUCAUCUAUGGCUGUCGACCGUAUUGAGACCCGUGAAGAGCCACUUCAGUCGAGUACAGCGAGUUGGUUGCUGUUUGGCUUUGAUUCUUCUGUCCAUGAUUUCAAACGCAAUGUUCUUUCAAGGCAAGGAAUUCAAAGACAGAAAGCAGUCAGUUGACCUUGAACUAGGACCAAUAAAGUUCAAUUUCUCUCAAUUAUGGAUUUCAUUUGUGAGUGCCAUAAUUACGACCAUUCCAGUGUUUGUGAUUAUGCUGCUCUUCAGAAAGUCCAAGCUGAGCAAGAGGCAGGUGGAUGCCAACGAGUACACAACACACUGGAUGCUGCCAUGUUUCAAACGAUUCAAGUUCUACAAGGACAGUGUCGCACUGCAGAAGGUGCUGGUCAUAAAAGAUAUUGUAGAUGACGAGGAUGGUGUCCUGCCUCACUUCUGUGUCUACAUCGGCUGGGUCCUCGUGGCUUUGGCUUCACUGGCAUCAGCCUUCUUCAUAUUUAUGUACAGUGCACAGUGGGGAAAAGACAUUUCUGAAGAGUGGCUUGCCACGUUUUUCUUAAGCUUCUUCGAGUCCAUGUUCAUCCUGUAUCCAUUUAAGAUUUUGAUUCUCUCAAUCAUAUUUGCAAUAAUUCUGAAGAACAUAAAAGUAGUUCAACCCACAAUAUUUGAUUUGGACCAUAUCAAAGCCAUGAAUGCCAAGAAUGGCAAACCAACAGAAACACGAAGACGUUUGGACUACAAACAUCCAUUCUCUCGAUCGCAAAUAAAAGCAGCCAUAACCAAAUGUAAGCAAAAGUCAAAAAUCCAGAAGGCUAUCAGUGAGUUUCUGGUGACUGUUUUCCUCCUCGUUCUCCUCUGCACCAUCUGCUACAGCAACAGGGAUCCCCAUAGCUUCCUGCUACGAACAAACUUGGAGAACCAGCUCAUAUCACCAACUAAACCCCUCAUCAAGUUAUCACAAGUUCACAGUGUUAGACACUAUUACCACUGGCUGAAUUACACAGUGAUGGACGCCAUGUUUCCAGAAGAAAAUUACAACAAAGAGGUGUUAGGAUCUCAGGACAGAUUGUUGAUGUCUGAUUUGAACAAUUUCCGUAUUGGAGCACCCAGACUAAGACUUGUUAGGCAGAGAAAAACUUCGUGUUCCUUGCCGUACGUAGGCAUUGUUAAAUGCAUUCCACGAUAUUCACUGACUACAGCAGAUACUAGGGACUAUUGUGAGGGUUGGAAUUCUACAAAGCCAUGUGACGAAGAUGAAGGGUUGAAGUUAUCAAGUGCAGCUUGGAGUUUCGUACCAGCGUGGAAAAUAUGGGGUAUUCCAAUUACUGGAAGCUUCAACGUGUAUGGCGGUGGUGGAUACAUAGCAGAGCUGGACAUCAGUCGUCCAGUGGCUAAGAAAUCAAUAGCUGAACUGAUAGAAACCAGAUGGAUUGACCGUCAGACAAGAGCUGUGUUUCUAGAGUUCACGGUGUAUUCUACCAAUCUGAACAUGUUCGCUUAUAUCAGUUUGCUAUCUGAGUUUCCAGAAACGGGAUCCCUUCUCCACUACAAAAAUAUAUUCACCUUCAGAAGUUUGCAGCUUACUGGAACUCUGGGCACCUUCACUAUCUUCUGUGAGAUCCUCUUCUUGAUAACUACCGUCAUUUGGGCGGUUGUCAUUGGACUUCGAUUCCUCAAGGAAAGAUGGACCUUCUUCAACCAGUUCUGGAACAUCGCUGAACUCGGCACUGUCGGUUUAUCAUUUUGUGCAAUCGCCUUGUACUUCUACAGGCUACGGUUCACCACAGAAGCCUUAACCAAGUUUAGAGAGAACACUCGCAAAUUCGUCAACUUCUACCACAUUGCAGUAUGGGACAGCAUCUUCAUUUACGUCGUUGCCAUCAUUCUGGCCAUUGUCACCGUACGGCUUAUCAAGGUCAUGGCCUAUAGCAAGUUCACACACACCGUCUUCAUUGUGCUAAAGCAAAGCUCAAAGACUCUCCCGGGAUUCUUUUUCUACAUCAUCUUGACCCUGCUGGUCUUCGCUGUAUUUGGCACGCUGUUCUUUGGCGCAUAUGCGAAGGAAUACAAAGACAUCAUCACAUGUUUGGAGAGUCUCUUCUCUGGCGUUCUGGGUCAUACUGGAUUCACCAAGAUGAACAUCCCAGCAGAGAGCAAUUGGUUUGGCUUUAUAUACUUCGUGACCUUCAUCAUAAUUGUGACCUUCACCCUGGCCAACAUCUUCAUGUCAAUACUGCUGGAUACGAUGGACUUGCUACAAAGUGACAAGAAUGGAGAGCUGGAUCUUGAACUGACGACAUUCCUGUGGCAUUCUGCUAAAGAAAUCAUAACUAGAAGGCAAAACGACAAGACCCUGAAGCCUAAAACUAAGUCUCGUCGGCUGACCACCAAGACAUUUUCGAAACCAGAAGUUCAGCCAUAACUGUGAAGUCACCUGCUUUAUUUACUCUGACGUCAUCAGCUCUUUACAUUGUGUUAUCACCUGCUCUAUGUACUAUGACGUCACCUGCAGUGUUCACAUUGAUAAUUGAGACACUAUUCUUCACACUUCGCUCCAUCAUCCACAGAUAUUUGCACUAAUCUACUGACACUAUAUAUUUCCUUUAUUGUUACUACUUUUGGAACAAGUAUUGUUACUACUUGGUGGAACAAACAUUGUUUCUAUGUUGGAGCAAAGACAGAAAGUGAUGAUGCUAGUUCUUUAUUACGAGGUUGAGGGCUUGGAGGGGAGUUUUGGGCCUGGUAAUCACUAAAUUUUAAGCAGUUUAUUUUAUAUUAAUCUGUCAUUGGUGAUUCUAUUAACGUAAAAGAAGAUAUGUAUGCAGAUAUUCAUGACAAAGGGGCCAUAACUCCUGAAGAAAUGUUUAAUAUUAGGGUUUUUUCGUUGUUUAUGGUUCUUUUAUAUAAAUUAAUAUUAAAUUAGUUUCCCACUCAAACAAAUUUAAAUUGUGUAGCAAAAUGUUGACAUUAAUAAUGUUAUAUUUAACAUCGGGAAUUGGUUUUGCUUAUGUCGAUAAUCAGAUUGCAACAUGGUUUCCACUUUUUCUAUAUUUCCUACCAGUCAUUUGUUCCGGGGGUGAGGGGGGUUCGGGGCGCUGUGUACACAAUUAAUUGCCAUUUGUUAAUAUUAGUUAAGCUGAUUAUGGCCUUGUAUAAAUAUUAACAUGUAAAAAUAAAAUAUGUUUAAAAUAAUAAAAUAAUAAUAAUAGCAAUGAAAUAAUGUUUUAAUAAGAAUACAUAAUUAAUGUUUUAUAUAAUAAUAAUAAGAAGAAGAAGAAGAAUAACAUUAAUAAUAGUAAUAAUAUGAAGCAGUCUAAAUAUUUUAAUCACUGGUCCUGAAAUGUCAAUAUAUUUGCAUUUGUAUAUAUGGGUUUAUGACCUUACACACAACACAAUAAUUUAACUGAAUUCAAUAUUAAUAUUUAUAGCUUAUGUAUUUUUAUUAAACAUUACUAAACUAAAUGCAUAUUACGUAUUAAUAAUUUGGUUGCAUUCACAUCUGAUAAAUCAUUUUUAUUCCAUCCAGAACUUUUAUUUUAUUACAAUUUCUACGUGAUACUGACUUUUAUUCUAAAUUUUAAUUUGACCUAUCUGUGAUAUUUGUAUUUUAUACAGUUCUUUACACUGUGU
Gigantopelta aegis is the source of this 5484-nucleotide messenger RNA. RefSeq names its product polycystic kidney disease protein 1-like 2. Gene Ontology annotation, molecular function: calcium channel activity; calcium ion binding; protein binding. The transcript is spliced from 15 exons. Gene Ontology annotation, biological process: detection of mechanical stimulus. NCBI's taxonomy places the organism in Eukaryota, Metazoa, Mollusca, Gastropoda, Neomphalida, Peltospiridae. The record is from RefSeq and is a predicted model, not a curated record. Bases 347 to 4276 code for a protein of 1309 amino acids. Gene Ontology annotation, cellular component: membrane.